AUGAACAUUGUACGAAAUAAUCAACUCGCAUUUAAACAAAAGCCUUAUUCAAUAUUCAUUAUUUAUUCUCUGGUAUACUGUUUCAUAAUAACAGCAUUAUCGAGCAGCAGCACCGCCACCAGCAGUAGCAGUUUAGUCAUCCAUGAAGAGAAACUGUUACGUCAAUUUGUAAGUUUCAUUCAAUCUACAUCGCAUAACUCCAAUGCGUGUUCAAUAAAUCCACGUAAAUCGAAUUCGCUAUCCAAUACUAUCAAUUUAAAUGAAACAUUCCAUCCAAUAUUUCAUAGUGUCAUAACUCAAAAGAGUUUAACAAAAAAUUUCUUACAUGAUAUAUAUAAAUGUAUUGAAAUUGUGAGAACUUUUAAUCGUUGGUAUUAUCAAUCUACUCCAGAGAAUUCGAUAACACCACCGUCUGUACAACAUUCCAAAGCAAAAUUAGAAGAAUACUUGAUCAAUUUACUACAUUUAAGUAGACCAGUUAGAAUUCAUAAUGCUGAAUCACUUAUCAUGAGGAAUUUAAACCUUAAACCUGCUAAUAAUGGAACUACUACCAGUCGAUAUGAUCAAAUUGGUUUUUUAAAUUAUAAUCAUUCUAACCUAUUGGGUAUUGGUUAUUGCCGUAAUAGUCUAUUAAUAGCUUAUGUAAAUAAUUAUACGUCUACUCGUAUCAGUAAUAGUAAUGCUUAUCCUGUACAUUUAAACGAAAUUUGCAGCCAAUUUCGAACCAGUAUUCAAGCAUUCAAUAAUCAUGAGGAUACAAUUAGUUUUAGUGAUUUUCAAUAUGGGAAAUUUUCAUCCUUUUGGGCACCAGUUAAAUGUGAUAGUAACUCAUUUAUGCCAAUUGUAUUAAGAUAUUUUAUAUAUACCACAGAAAUGAGCUUAUUUUUCGAAUUCGACUUAAAAGACUUCGUUAUUGAUCAGUGUGCAUUGGAUAUGAAUCGAUGCAGAGCGACAACACGGUGCGUUUACAAACGAUAUUACUCAACUCCCUUCAGUAUGGAUAAUUAUAUUUGUGAGUGUGCUCCAGGAUAUUAUAUUGACAAUAUCGAGAAUGGUUAUUCUGCUCCAUUGAUUGAGGCUAAAAUUCAAGCAGCUUUAGCCAGUAAUGAAGCUGAUCCACCAAGAUUUUAUUGUCGACCAUGUCCACCUGGCUGCUCAGAGUGUAAAGCGAAUAAACUUUGUAGUGCACAAUUUGAUUACAAUCUACUUCGAGCUAUUCCAUUAGCUUUUCAAAGUUUUUGUAUUACAAUUUGUCUACUAUUUGGUAUGGCAAUGUUUAAAAUUCGUAGAGCACGAGUAGUUAAAAGUGCUAAUCUUGUGCUCAUGGAAAUAAUGCUUGUAGGAGCGAUUCUCUUGUAUUCAACAAUUGUCGUUAUGUACUUUCCAGUUACUGAUAUUUCAUGCCUUAUUCUUCCAUGGUUUCGUGAAGUUGGCUUCUCUGUUAUGUAUGGUGUAUUAAUUGUAAAAAUUUACAGAGUUUUAUCUGGUUUCCAGUCACGUAAAGCGCAUCGUGUUCACGUGAGAGACAAAGAUAUUCUUAAGUAUUUAGGCUUAUUUAUCAUAAUAACAUUCACAUAUAUGAUUGCAUGGACUGCAAUCAAUUUGGAUUAUAUUAGUUCUAGUCCAUGGGUUGGAGAAGAUCAUACAGUUAUUAAAGGAAGCAUGAAACCACAAUCAUCACUAUCAUCAUCAUCAUCGUCUACAUCAUCUGUCAGUAUGAAACAAGAAGGUUUUAUCAAAGUACCAAAACAGAAUAACAGAAGUCAUUUUGAAGAGUUGAAUUCAAAUAAUAAUUGGGAUAUUAGUAAUAAUUAUAAUAAUAAUGGUAAUGAUAAUAAUAAUAAUAAUCGGAAUGGAAGUUUACAAAAUCAUGCGUAUUUGGAUAAUUCAGAUGAUUCAGUGGAUAUUAUCACUUUUGAAGUUUGUCGUGCCAUGUCAUGGGAUGUUGUCGUGGAAUUGGCUGAAUUCAUUAUUCUGGCAAUCAGUAUUCAUUAUUGUCGAUUAGUUCGCACAGCUCCAACAGAAUACAAUGAAACUCAAUAUAUUAGUGUAGCAUUAAUCAUUGAAAUGACAGUUUCUGGUUUAUUACAUUUACUAAGGCAUUUUAUUUGGUACAGUGUUCAUCCUGAUUAUAUAUUCCUGUUGUAUUUCGCUAGAUCGCAUAUUACAAUAACAGUGAACCUUUUGUUAAUUUUUGUACCAAAGGUUACAUUUUUAUGUCGUUCAUCAAAAAGUCUAUACAAUACAAGUCGUUCACGGGGUACCCCUGGAGGUGUUUUUUCUACAGAUCCACACUUAGCCACAGCUGGAAAGUUGAAUCUUGUAUCAAAUGGUGAUUUAGACAUUGCUGAUGUGAAUUUAGCCGAUAUGGAUCCAGAAGUGAUACGGCGUGAACUCAAACGUCUCUAUACACAGAUUGAAUUAUACAAAACUAAGGCAAUGAGAAAGGAUAAUCCUCAUAUUAGUAAACGUAGAGGUGGGAGGAAACAACGUCGGUUUUCACUACAACCAUUUCAUAAACGGCAUCAUGGACAAACAUCAUCUGUUCUGAGUGGUAAUGUCCCACUAGUUGGAAUACAAUCAGACACAGGAUGUUGUUGUAAUGAAUGUCAAUCAUCAAAAUUUACCAUACGAUUAUGCCCACAUCAUUGUAGUCGACAUACAAGCGGUGCAAGUCGUACAGGUUGUUCAGCUAGUAGUGGAACAGGAGGAGGAGGAGGUGGUGGUGCUGGCGGUGGUGGUGGUAUGAAUCGUGGAAAUUAUUCAACUGUUCUACACGAUGAAGAAAUCUCCAAACUCUCCGAGGAAUCAACAAACAGUGCUGAUGAUCAUUCAUCACUCGGUAAUCUACUACAAGCUCAACAACAACAACCAACUCAUACACAAUCACCUCAACAAAUACCACAGAGUAAAUUGUCCAGUUCAGUGGAUGCAAAACACACUGAUAAAGAAACAACUGCUGCUGUUGACCACAGUGGAAGUGAUACAAAACCUUCAAAGUCUAAAUCAUCUGGUAAAACAAGAUAA
Messenger RNA from Trichobilharzia szidati, 3027 nucleotides. The record is from the annotation of a GenBank genome assembly. Lineage: Eukaryota; Metazoa; Platyhelminthes; Trematoda; Strigeidida; Schistosomatidae.